This is a messenger RNA of Cornus florida, 818 nucleotides long. Its product is annotated as microtubule-destabilizing protein 60. Gene Ontology annotation, cellular component: nuclear microtubule; mitotic spindle. NCBI's taxonomy places the organism in Eukaryota, Viridiplantae, Streptophyta, Magnoliopsida, Cornales, Cornaceae. Gene Ontology annotation, biological process: mitotic spindle assembly; activation of protein kinase activity; regulation of mitotic spindle organization. The record is from RefSeq and is a predicted model, not a curated record. Gene Ontology annotation, molecular function: protein kinase activator activity; microtubule binding. The coding region runs from base 15 to 515 and encodes 166 amino acids. The transcript is spliced from 6 exons.
UCAGCUCAAUCAUCAUGGACACACCAAACUCCAAAUAUUCCCCAAAGUUCGCGAAGACUAGUUCACAGAUUGCAGUUCAAUCCUCUCCUAGAGGAGUGAUGAGACAGAAAUCUCCACCUCCACUGGCCACCAAAAAACCAUCUUUGGUUUCUCCGAAAUCCCCAGCAAAAGAAAACACCAAGCCACAGGAAAUCAAGCUCCACACUCAGCAGAGGGCGGUCAAGCGUGCAAUGUUCAAUUACUCGGUUGCAACCAAGCUAUAUCUUUUGGAGCAACAGAAGAAACAAGUGGAGAAGCUGCAAAAGAUGAUAGAGGAGGAAGAGAUUAGAAUGCUGAGAAAAGAGAUGAUUCCUAGAGCUCAAUUGAUGCCUCUAUUUGACAGACCCUUCUUUCCACAAAGAUCAAACCGGCCUUUGACAGUUCCUAGAGAGCCGAGUUUCCACUUUGCGAGCAGCAAUUGCUCUACCUGCAGUGAACCAUACACUUUUUUCAACACAAUGAAGCCCAUUAAGUAACUCGAUCACCAUUGUAAAACAGAGUUAAUUUCUUGGUGUUGUCUUUUUUUCCUUUUUGUUGUUAGCACAGUGUUGCAUGCACAUUGUGCAAGACUAUUGAAGAGUUUAGUGAGAGUGUUACAAUGUACGUACGUAGUAGUUGAGUAGUAGCUAGCUAGCACUCUUAUGCUUAACUAGUUACUCUGCCUUGUUGUAAUAAAUUGAGUUGUACUUUUGCACGAUUUGUAUCAUCAUAAAAGAAAGUAUUCCCCCUUCAUCACCAGUACUACUUUAUGGGAGAUGAAUGACAAUGAUUCUUUCCAA